UAAGCGCCCUUCUGCUUUAUGUCUGAACUGCUGAGUGCGAGCCCCAUUCUGUGGGUUUACUGCCGAUUGGGGGAGGCUGUCGAGCCGCCUCCUAUGAUUCGUCAACCCGCUCUGGCGAGUGGCUGCGGCCGCUGUCAAUCACUGGGCUCCAAAGGCUGGGCUCCGGGAGCGGCAGCGGUAGGCAACCGCAUCCUGGUCUCGGCUAGCGAGCAGCUGCUUUCCUCUUUAUGAAUCAUCUUUCUCCGAGCAUUGCAUACAAGGUUACCAUUGCGAAAGUUCCUUCCUUCCUUCCUCCAACCCUCCCGCUUAACUGAAACAGGGAGAAAAGACAGGCUCGGACCCAAGGAAAAAGCCUUCAGUGAGUGGAUGGAAGCAUGAAUGUGGUUCACACUAACUGACGGAAUAAUUUGUCGGUUGCCAUGACAGCCAGCCAUUGCAGUCACUUGACUGAGGUCCUUCCAGACUGCACUAGCUUAGUACCUUUAGUAAAAACAGUGGAAGAUUCUGAUAUCGUGAAUGGGCAGCCACAAUAUGUGAUGCAAGUUUCAGCUAAAGACGGGCAGUUACUAUCAACAGUGGUUAGGACGCUGAACACACACAGCACCCUCCAUGACCGACCUAUGUGCCGGAUUUGCCAUGAAGGCAGCAAUCAGGAAGAUCUGCUCUCCCCCUGUGAAUGUACAGGAACUCUAGGAACUAUUCAUAGAAGCUGCCUAGAGCAUUGGCUUUCAUCUUCAAACACCAGUUACUGUGAACUCUGCCACUUCAAGUUUUCAGUGGAGCGUAAACCUAGACCAUUAAUAGAGUGGUUAAGAAAUCCAGGCCCACAACAUGAGAAGCGGACUUUGUUUGGAGAUAUUGUGUGCUUCCUGUUUAUAACCCCACUAGCCACAAUUUCUGGCUGGCUGUGUUUGCGAGGUGCCGUGGAUCAUCUACACUUCAGCAGCCGACUAGAAGCAGUUGGACUCAUUGCACUAACCACUGCACUGUUCACUAUUUAUCUAUUUUGGACUUUAGUUUCAUUCCGUUAUCACUGUCGAUUGUACAAUGAGUGGCGUCGAACCAAUCAAAGAAUUAUACUGCUUACACCAAAGCCAUCAGAUGCAUCACCUUCUCAACAAUUACUUCUUGGUCUGCAUCCGCUGAAAAGGAACUCAAAAGAGACAAUUAUGCUCAAGUUCAGGAUUUGAGAGAAGAGGAAUGAUCUUUUUGGAAUUUGAUGCCAGUGUAUUUCAAGAAUGUGCAUCAUGUCUGUGGUCAUGAUUUUGUGACUCAUACUUUCUCAGAACUUCUCAUGACCUGAAUGAAAUUACUAUCCAGCAAAACUUUAGUUUUGUGCCUACUGAUGCAUGUUCACUUUUGAAACUGUAAUAAUUUAUUUACAGUUUUUGUAUUAACCAGAAACAGUACAUAUCAAAAUAAAAUCUGAAGUACAAAAAUUAUAUCCUUCAAUAAUUAUGUUUCACAUGUUAUUCUAUCCUUAUUGAUGGAACAUAAAUGAUGACAUUUCUUCUUUCGAGUCAUAGGAUAUACUGCACAAAAGGAAGCCAUUCUGCCCAUUAUAUCUAUGAUAGCUUGUUUUUGGAACUCUCUAAUUGCCUUUUCUACUGUCAGGAAAACAACCCUGGCUUCUCCUGUGUAUGAAUUACUUUGAACCUGCUGUCAUUUUACCUAAUCUUCUACAUCCUCUUCAAGGCCUUAACAUCCAGCCUAAUGCACAGAACCUAGACUGAACUCGCAGCACUCCAGGUGAAGCCUAGCCGAUGUUUCUUUCAAGUAUAACAUAAAUUGCUUUUUGUGCUCUAGAUAAUUUGUAAUCAACCUGUUCAUAGAUGUUAUUACACACCUCUUGAGCAGGUGCAGCUUGAACCUGGGCCUCCUUGACCACAGGUAUUGGCACUACCACUGCAUCAUAAGAGUUCUUUGUUUUAUAUUUUAUUCCUCUACUAAUAUACCCACAGCUAACAAGCUUCUCAACUUGUCGUGCUGCAAGUUAAAUAUUGGUAGUUAAACACUCCCAUGGGUUUUUUGUUAUUGCAGCUCCGUUCAAGAUAUACUACCUCCCCUCCAUUCUUCCUGCUGAAGUAUAUCACCUUGAACUUCUGUGUAAUGCUA
Messenger RNA from Chiloscyllium plagiosum (whitespotted bambooshark), 2115 nucleotides. RefSeq names its product E3 ubiquitin-protein ligase MARCHF3. Gene Ontology annotation, biological process: protein ubiquitination. Gene Ontology annotation, molecular function: ubiquitin-protein transferase activity; zinc ion binding. Lineage: Eukaryota; Metazoa; Chordata; Chondrichthyes; Orectolobiformes; Hemiscylliidae. The record is from RefSeq and is a predicted model, not a curated record.